Molecule: messenger RNA, 1542 nt
Organism: Engraulis encrasicolus (European anchovy)
Lineage: Eukaryota; Metazoa; Chordata; Actinopteri; Clupeiformes; Engraulidae
Gene: egln1a
Product: egl-9 family hypoxia-inducible factor 1a
Exons: 5
Coding region: 317-1351 (344 amino acids)
Biological process (GO): peptidyl-proline hydroxylation to 4-hydroxy-L-proline; cellular response to hypoxia
Cellular component (GO): nucleus; cytoplasm
Molecular function (GO): L-ascorbic acid binding; peptidyl-proline 4-dioxygenase activity; ferrous iron binding
Source: RefSeq, a predicted model, not a curated record
UUUUUUUUCGAGGGAGGACGUGCAGAGCACAGAAGUGUGCGGCGCCAUGCGAUUGACUUAUUAGACUGGGCAGGCAAUGGGUGAUCCAAAGUCUCUAGAUCAUUGGAAGCGCCGCGGUUUAUAGCGCACUUGGAAACCACAUCAACAUAAAGAGGGCAGAUGUGAACGCAUGUGAUGAAUUCGUCGGUGCUUCGGGAGGGGGGCGUUGGUUGUCUUGCGCUAUGGUGCGACGGACAGUGAAUUGCUUCCAAACUUAACUGUAACAGAAUGCGCAUGAAGUCUCGCUAUUAAGGGGGUCGUGACAUUUCCAUUCAGAAUGGAAAAAGGCAAGAAAAUGGACCCAGAUCAAGACCAGCAGUACUGCGAACUUUGCGGGAAAAUGGAGAACCUGCUCAAAUGUGGACGCUGCCGAAGCUCAUUUUACUGUAGCAAAGAUCACCAGAAGAAGGAUUGGAGAAAGCAUAAGCUGGUGUGCAAAGAGGCCGACAAGAGCAAGGUCCCACCAGAAUCUGAAAAAACUUCUGAGGCGCCGCAACCAUCACCACAAACCAGAAAGGAUUCGCUCACACCUCGCUGUGAGCCGGUGGAAAAGAUGAUCCCUAACGCAGACGUUUCUGGAAUAAAUAACCACACACAGCAUAAUGGACAGACAAACAAACGUUCUUUGGACGACAUAGUCACGCGUAACAUGAAUGAACAUGGUAUCUGCUUUCUUGAUAACUUUCUAGGUGAGGAGGUUGGACUGUCUAUAUUGGAGAACGUUCUAGCUCUCCAGCAAAGUGGCAAAUUCACUGAUGGACAGUUGGUAAGCCAGAAGGGCGACUCCACAAGAGAUAUACGAGGGGACCAGAUAGUCUGGAUCCAGGGGAACGAGGAUGGAUGUGAGAAGAUUCGUUUUCUUAUGAGUCGCAUGGACGACCUCCUCAGACUUUGUAAUGGUAGACUUGGAAAAUACAGCAUAAAUGGAAGAACGAAAGCUAUGGUUGCGUGCUACCCCGGAGAGGGCAAAGGGUAUGUUCGUCACGUGGAUAACCCCAAUGGCGAUGGGAGAUGUGUCACAUGUAUAUAUUACUUAAACAAGGAUUGGGAUGCCAAGGCUCACGGAGGUCUCUUGCGAAUAUUUCCUGAGGGCAAAGCCAACCAGGCAAUAGACAUCGAGCCCAAGUUUGAUCGGCUACUACUCUUCUGGUCCGAUAGGCGAAACCCCCACGAGGUCCAACCAGCGCAUGCCACCAGGUAUGCCAUAACCGUGUGGUAUUUCGAUCGCGAGGAGCGAGCACUAGCCAAGGAAAAAUAUGUAACAGGUACAGUCAUUAAGUUCAUUGAACAGGUGCUGGAGAGAAAGGAAUAAAGAUGGAUCUGAAUAAGCCAUCCAACGUCACCUAACACCGGGGACUUUCAGCAUCUCUCUGAGGGGAAGAGAAGGAGAAGAGAAUAGAAGAGGAAAGUUGGAGGGCACUCCACUAGUCUGCACUCCCGUUUAAUAACAAAGAAGACCCCGGAGGAGAGAAAAGAAGGGAAAUAAAUGACUGAGGACAGACA